Molecule: messenger RNA, 1224 nt
Organism: Durotheca rogersii
Lineage: Eukaryota; Fungi; Ascomycota; Sordariomycetes; Xylariales; Xylariaceae
Product: kinase domain-containing protein
Exons: 2
Coding region: 1-1224 (407 amino acids)
Biological process (GO): protein phosphorylation; regulation of mRNA processing; spliceosomal complex assembly
Molecular function (GO): protein kinase activity; ATP binding
Source: RefSeq, a predicted model, not a curated record
AUGUCUCUGCCUGAGCUACCUAAAUUCCGCUAUCGCCAGCCGCGUAUGGAUUAUGUCGAAGACGUCGAGCAGUACGUCCCGGGCGGCUACCACCCUGUCGACAUCGACGAUGUGAUCGGCACUGAUGACAAGCGAUAUAUAGUUAUCCACAAGCUCGGCUUCGGCGGCUUCUCGACAGUCUGGCUAGUUCGUUCGUGCCAAGACAUGCGCUACUUUGCCCUCAAGAUCCUCCGUGCCGACGUCACCAACGCUAACGAGCUGCGAAUCCUCCAGCAUCUCAAAGGCCUCGGCUCCGAUCAUCCGAAUGUCGUAUCUUUAUACGACUCAUUCCAGAUCGAGGGCCCGAAUGGCUCGCACCAUUGUCUCGUUUUCCCUGCCCUAGGACCGAGCCUCUACAACUUGAGUGUCGCCGAGAACCUAUCCGGUCCUGUGCGGCAUCGCGUGUGCCAACAGAUUGCCAGUGGCAUGGCGUUCCUUCAUCAACAGGGAAUCUGCCACGGCGAUCUUACCAUCUCUAAUAUUGUCUUCGAGCUUCCAGACAUCCGGUUCAUGUCUCCGACCGGUCUGUGCCAACUUCUAGGCCCCAUAAAGGCCGAGAAACUCAGAUUGCCUAAUGGUUCGUACUCGCCACACGCCCCAAAACAAGUCGUCCAGAGGCCCGAUCUCUCGGGCCUGGAUCUGUCUUUACUCGUAAAUGUCCGAAUUGUCGAUUUCGGACAGGCCUUCUUCGCGAAUCAACCGCCCACUUCGCUGGGGAUCCCUAUCCAAUGUUUUCCUCCAGAGGUCUGUUUCGGCCUUCCCCCCUCGGCCGGAAGUGAUAUUUGGGACCUCGCCUGCGUCCUAUAUCAGGUCCACGGCAUAGCCUAUUUAUUUCCUGUAUUCUUUCCGAUAUUCGGGAUUCUCAUGGGCACUAUCGUGGGUAUGCUAGGCCCGCUUCCCCCGCGUUGGAAGGGUCGGUUUAUGUUUGAUGAGUACGGUUACAGAGAAAGGGGACAACUUAAAAACGUGGACAGAAAAGAGCCGCCGUGGUGGUUUGAGGACCAAGCUCUCGAAGAGUCGAUGAACGCCCGGCUUUUUAAAAGCGCACCACAUCUCUCCGCCCCUCAACGGGAGGAAUUUGCCCAGCUUCUCCUAGAGAUGCUGGCAUACGAGCCCGAGAAGCGAUUGUCGGCGAUCAACGCUGUACAGCGUUUGAAGUCGGCGGCAUUUUUAGAUGAUAAUUGA